Messenger RNA from Lachancea dasiensis, 1326 nucleotides. NCBI's taxonomy places the organism in Eukaryota, Fungi, Ascomycota, Saccharomycetes, Saccharomycetales, Saccharomycetaceae. The record is from the annotation of a GenBank genome assembly.
AUGGAGCACGACGGUAUUUCCUCGCCUUCGUCGCUGUCGUUUUUCUCACAAGAUAACAGAAGCUCCUCUUCAGUACUGUUUGUCAACAAGAGCCAUGCAGAUGCUUCGUUUGCACCACUCCCUGGUAAUACACCUAUGAAAUGGCAAACAGUCCAAAGAGAAUUUCAGUUUGACAGCAAUAGUACGCCCUCGAAACCUAAUUUGGGCGACACCGUUGAAGACCCAGCUAGAAAACUGCUGAGAAAGCGUCGCGUUACAAGAAAUAACUUAAGUGGAGCCAAACCCAGACUACGCUCUGCCUUGCACGAAAGCACUACCAAACUAGAUUUGCUCGACGAAAACAAGUUUACCAGUUUCCCUAUUCCUCCCCCAAUCGAAGAAAACCUGCAUCACAAAAUACCCACAAAUACCACUAACGAAGUACAAAUUCGCAUUCAUGCUGAUAACAGGCGAUUCAGUGUGGAUCCGAGACAUAAUAAUGGAGACCACAAUAGCUGCCAACCGAUAGUUUUGGUAGAAGACUAUAUUCCUGAAGAUCCCAAAAGGCUCAAAUUUGCCCGGAGCAGAGUUUCCAUCUCUGAUUUGAAAAGUAAAGUUACCAAGAACCAGUCAUCCAGGCUUCCACUCAAACUCAAAACCCAUCGUACACUCUCGACAACCUCUUCACUUACAUUAACACCGCACAUUAAGGACGACGACUCAUUCGCAAACAUGGGAAUGAUUGACGAGGCUCCCUGCCGGUUGCAGGGUGAUGGGUACUCCACUAAAUCAGACAACACUGUGGUAACAAACAUGGAGCAUAUAUUGGGGGAUGUUAUCAAGCAUAAAGACGACCGUGACGAAUAUCUCCAAACGCUUAAUCUGGAGCAUAAGAUCAGGGGCUGCGUUAUCUGCGAAAAACCGCUUUACGAAAUCAGCUCGCUACUAGAAGGUCGCCAUUUUCGAGAAAUUGUGUGCUCUAGUUGCACCCGCAAAUACGAAGAGACGGCAAAACUUUUAGAGGACUACGAGUUUGAGACUUCAACUGACACCAUUUCGGAAUCUGUGGAUUCGCGAAAUAUGAGCAUAGAGAGCGAGGAUUUAAUGGAGGAAACAGAACAGGUGGUCGUUCCGGCCAAGAGGCAUAAGACGAGCAAUCAAUUCUCACCUCACCUCAUAAACAGACUGCAUUUACAAUUACAAUUACAAAGUGAAACAGAAGCUACCAAUAACACCGUGGACUCGAAAACCAUGAUAUGGUUCCUCGAAGCCAAGAAGAAGCUUAGGUGGAAAUGGCGGGUAAGUGGACUAUUGCCUCAGUUUCAUCCUGGCAGAGGAUAUGCAUAG